AUGUCGGCCGAGGGAGCUUCCGCGCCAGAGGAGGCAGAUGCAGCCCACGCCAACAUCACUGCAACCGCAACCGCUGACGCCGCCAGUGCCGGCGCCAAAAACUCCGUCUCCAGCCACCAACUGCAGCACCCACAGCACCCACAAGACCAGGCACAGGCCCCUCCAACAGCGGACCUUGACCUGGGCUUCUCUGACGUCUCUAGCCCCGAACUUUUCCAACUACAGGCCCCAUUCGAUGUCGUAAACAACAACAACAAUACCAUCGCCGACACCGAAAACAAUCACACAAAGUCGCCCGCAAGCUCGACCCGCAGCAAAUCCGCAUCCUCGCAUCUUGCUACAUCAUCACCAUCCGGCUCACCCAACGCGAACAAAGCAAUCCAACCGCGCAAGCCGUCGCCAGGACUCGCUGCACGCCUCAAAGCACUUGGCUUGGCCUCUUACAAGAAACCAGCAGACUCGUCUCCUAACCAACCAGACAACGUCGGUCGCCUUCCCGAAGAUCAACUCCGCCAACUCGACGAGAACCACAAGUCGAAUUCACUCGACUCGAUUAUCCAUCGCCGCGGCCGCCCUUGGAAGGGUCUCGUACAUCACAAGGCCUCGGAGACACAAAAGACACAAUCCGUAACCUCAACCGAAGAGCCCGAUACUGAGCCAUCGCCGUCCACCGCAGACGUUGCCCCGGGCGCGUCUCUCGUCCUACCCGAGAUCACAACAACAGAACCGCUGAACAUGGAGACACACAAGUACCGCCUGCCCGACCACACCAAUGGAAAUGGCACCAAGGUCCAGCUCGAGACACGACGAGAACAUCUCGAACGUCAAAACUCCUCGGAUGUCCCUCCUCCUCCACCCCCGAAGGACACGCCGCCUAUCCCCCAAGCCGAGUUCACGCCCGAUCUCUCCUCGUAUUUCAACCCUAGCCACCAGCGCCCCGGCUCAAUCUACACACUUUCCCGCGCCUCCUUUGCCAAUCAGCUAGCACAGCUCACUUCCCUCCAACUGCCCGACGCCGAGUCAUUGUCUAGUAAAGUUUCCGCGAUUCCAACCGCGCAGGUCGCCUCGAAGGCCCUCAUCAAUGCAGCUGAACAGAUUAGGAGUUGGAUUUACAAGGCGUCCGAGGUCAUUGGUGGCUUGGAUAGUGACGAUGACGUCGAGUGGGCCUCCGCGGGCGGGCGUGAAGGCCUGGAGGAAGUCGAGAACGCUAUCCAUCGCUUUGAAGAUUUGAUCAAAGUCUACGUAAGCGCCAUCGAGGAGCUGCAGUGUCGUCAGGAUAUUGCCAAUGUUCCGCCAGCAGACCUCCACCGGGCAGUCUCUCAAAUGGAGGCUAUCAUUGAAGAAUGGGCCAACAUUAAAGCGACGCUGAACACCGUCAAGGGUCAAGUUGAAAUCGCCAUGGAAUGGGAAGAACUCUGGAACUCAGUUUUGGGGGAUAUCCAGACCGAAAUGGACGAAUUGAGUCGCUUGGUCUUCGAGAUGGAGGAACGCCGGCACAAAUCGCUCAUCGCGGCUACCUCUGGCGACGGCGUUGACAUAGGGGAUCUUGAAAACAUCGUUGACGACACGCCGGCGCCGGCACCGCCACCCAAGGUGCAAGCCCAGAACCGAUUCUCCCUACCAGGCCUGGCCCUCAGCCCUGGGUCGACGUCGCCAGGGACACCUACGCUGUCGCAGGAUGAUUCAAGCCUGUUGGCUCUGUUCGCCCGGAUGCAACCCUUGCGCGCAUCACUCGAUUUCCUCCCCAUGAGACUCGCGGUCUUCGCUGCAAGAGCUGAAAAGUCGUUUCCUACAGCCUGUGAGGAGCUAGAGAUGCGACGUGAAGGUCUCGACGGCAGCUACAAGAAGUUGGAGAAGGAUGCCGAGUCUUUACGCAAGGAGCUGGGAGAAGAUCGCUGGGUACUCGUUUUCCGUGGCGCCGGACGGCAGGCACAGAAGAUGAUUGAAUCCGUCGAAAGAUCGAUGAUCAAGUUGAGAGAGGCCAUUGACACUGGCAUGCAUUUGAGCAACCCCCCUGCGAUGAGCAAGAAGAUUGAGGGUUACGACGCCAAGAAGACGCAUUAUGGUCCUGCUAUUGAGCGUGUCUUGGCCAUCAUUGACAAGGGUGUUAAGGAUCGACUGACGGUGAACGGCGAGAUUCUCCGACUGCACGCGGAAAUGCAAUCCAAGUGGGAGUCAAUCAAGGACGAGAUGAGAGAGAUGGAUGUGGUGGUUGAUGAGGUGCAAGCGGACAACCGCGGCCAGCAGUUGAGAGACUCCAUCUCGAGCAUGUUGUCGAAUGAUCGCUCAACUAUAGGCAGUGGACGCGAGACUCCGGGCAAUCAGGAACCGUUCAGCGAGCAGCAGCAACCUGCCGCAGCCUUCGGGGCGAAGACAAUCCUCGUUGCCAACCCCAUCUUCUCGGAAGACUCUGACCUCUCGUCUGUCAAACAUGACUUCACGACUGGGUACGCCAUCGGCCAGCAACACUGGCAGUAUUCCCCGCGCUCAGUCGACUUUGCCAAAUCGCCCUCGGUGGAAUGGGUCCACGAACACAGCAGAUGUCGGCAUUGGCCACAACUUCAAACCCCUUAG
This is a messenger RNA of Colletotrichum chrysophilum, 2574 nucleotides long. RefSeq lists its product as uncharacterized. The record is from RefSeq and is a predicted model, not a curated record. Gene Ontology annotation, biological process: mitotic spindle orientation checkpoint signaling; nuclear migration along microtubule; establishment of spindle localization. The transcript has 2 exons. Bases 1 to 2574 code for a protein of 857 amino acids. Lineage: Eukaryota; Fungi; Ascomycota; Sordariomycetes; Glomerellales; Glomerellaceae. Gene Ontology annotation, cellular component: spindle pole body; mating projection tip; cell cortex.